This is a messenger RNA of Yarrowia lipolytica CLIB122, 1872 nucleotides long. RefSeq lists its product as uncharacterized. Lineage: Eukaryota; Fungi; Ascomycota; Dipodascomycetes; Dipodascales. The record is from RefSeq and is a predicted model, not a curated record.
AUGAACCUCAGAACUGUUGAAACCAGGGGCUCAGGGCUAACUGCAGUGCCCCGCCGUACAAUCAACCCCAGCGUCAACGAGCUGCUACUAUCGACUCAGAUUCCCAUCGGACGAAGACGGAAGAAGAGCAAAAAGAAAACCUCACAUUUGGACACCGCAGGGAGUGACGGAGAUGGAGAUGAUGAGACGUAUCACAAGAACGCACGAAAGGUGUCUUCGACCUCCACCGUGUCCACCACUCAAAGCCUCAACAAGCCUGCUGACACAACGGAAAUCGUCCGUGGUGCUACACAUCUUACUCCCUCGGGGUCUCAUGUGACUAUCAUGGAGCGUGAGAACCCUUAUGUCAUGGGCACGGGCAUCACUCUGGGUCGUCUUUCCAUCACCCCACCUCAUUUGUCUAUGGUGUAUUCAUCAGAAUCAAACGAUAAUGACGACGACGACGAGUACGAGUCCUUGUUUGGCCAGACAUACAAUGACACAAACGGCCUCCUGCAGCGACUCUCUGGACUGGCUCGGGACUCCCAGACACCUUAUUAUGCCACGAGCCCUCCUGACGACAUGUUCGCUAGUUCCAUUAGCUCAGCCAGCAGCAUCGACUAUGACCCUGCCUUGGCCACUAGCGCUGUCACUGACAAUGCCACCGCCACUGCCACCAACGAAGAUGACACCAACGUGGCUACCAACACAAACACUAGCGACACAAAUGGCGUCACUACUAUCAGAAACAACACUGUACCUGUGCUUGCUACGUCAGCUGGCACUGCCGUACCCUCUACUAACAACAACUUCCCCGGGACCAUGUCUGCUGCUGCCUCCAGCCGUGCUCUUUCCCGUUUACCCAAACGGCGAACUUCUCUGCUGUCCUUCUCGAGCAAGAACUCAUCCUCGUCGCGACAGGUGACAUGUGCAUGUCCCAUUCCCGUGUCGGACCAUCCUCUUUCUGAGUUUGGGGACGACUCCGAAUUUGGAGACGAGUCGGACGCCCCCUCUCUGGGCUUCCCCCGCACAGAAUCGUUUGCCUCUUUCACCGAUGAUGAUGACAUGAGCGGGGUGGACUACGUCUAUCCUAAGAAGGCCGCAUCCAUUGCAUCACACGAUAGCGGCUCUGUAGUGGGUACUGCUACUGCCGACGAUGGAACUCUUUCAACCGCCGAUGCCUCUGCUGCCUCUGCUGCAGCUGCGGUGGCUACCACUUCGACCUCCACGCGGUCCAAACUGGUGUCCAACAUCACCAAGUCUUUCAAGGCCUUCAGCAACGCCGCCAGCAAGUUCUCCACGUCUCAGCAGGCCCAGGUGAGUUCCAACUCGGCGUUGUUUGCAUUUUCUCCCCGAUCCACAGAUGAGUGUAUGGUUAUGACUGACGAGCUGAACCAAGCUGCGGCUGCGGCUGCUGCCGACAACGCUGGUUGUACUCACGAGGAAGCUGCUACUGCCACUUCUACCUCCACUGCUUCUCCCAGAAACAUUCCUCUCAAGACAUACAACUACAGCUCUACUCUUUUGCCUGUGGUUCGCCCCCGAGAGCACCGGAUGAACCCCGACUUUCUGAGGGUGUAUGCUUCCGAGGCUCUCAUGCGGCAGCGUGGCAAGCUGGACCCCGAUUUUGUGGGUCGAGCCACCAUGCUGCUGCCGCCUCGAACCGACAAUCCCGACUCCUUCUACCGCCUUAAGGCUGGAAUUGAUGGAGAGUGGGAAAAGGUUUUUGGCAUUCGUAAGCGGUUUGUGACAAAGUUCGACGACAAGCGAUGCAUUACGACCCAGAAACAGGUGCCUGCGAGAUGGGUUCCUAUUAACUGGGACGAUUGUGAAAAUUGUGAAGGUGACGUAGACGAGGAUGCACUAGAAACCUCGGUCACCCAUGAAACAUAG